GAUGUCCUUACACGCAAAGCUCCUUACUAUUUUUCCAAGAUAUUUAGGGCUUGGAGCUCGCGAAGCUAUGGCGCCGGUCGAUUCGUGCACGACGCCAUUGCUCCAGGACGGCCAGACUACUGAAGCGCCGCUCGAGGAUCCCAAGCAGAGCUCCAGCUCGCGGCAGAACGUUUGCGAGGACGACGAUGUCGAUGGGACGUAUUACACGGGCGAUGGAUCCGUGGAUUCGUCCGGGCGCCGCUCGAUCAGGGCCAAGACCGGCGGCUGGAAGGCCUGCCCUUUCAUUCUAGGGAACGAAUUUUGCGAGCGAUUGGCGUACUAUGGCAUCAACACGAACCUGGUCGUGUAUUUGACAACGGUGUUGCAUCAAGGCAAUGCCGCCGCUGCUAAAUCCGUCACUGCUUGGUCUGGCACUUGCUACCUCACGACCUUCAUUGGUGCGUUUCUCGCGGAUUCGUAUUGGGGACGCUACUGGACCAUAGGAAUUCUCUCCAUUUUCUAUGCAAUCGGGAUGAUUCUUCUCACUCUGUCAGCCUCCUUGCCCUCGCUGAAACCGUCCGUUUGUCCUCUCGACAACACCCCCUGCGAGAGUGCCACUCCGGGGCAAAUGGCGUUCUUCUACACCGCCCUGUACCUCAUCGCUUUCGGGACCGGUGGCAUCAAGCCCUGUGUGUCCUCUUUCGGAGCUGACCAGUUCGACACUGGAGAUCCCACCGAGAGAGCACACAUGACGUCGUUUUUCAACUGGUUCUACUUCUCCAUCAACGUUGGAGCUCUUAUCGCCAGCAGCGUGAUCGUGUACAUACAGGUGAACGUCGGAUGGGGAAUCGGAUUCGCAAUACCUGCAGUCACGAUGCUGGUGGCCAUAUGCACUUUCUUCUUCGGGACGCCGCUGUAUAGGAACCAAAAGCCCGGUGGAAGCUCACUCACUCGUAUCGCCCAAGUCAUAGUUGCUGCCAGCGCGAAGUCCCGAGUACAAGUCCCGGCGGACGAGCGGCUUCUGUACGAGGUGCCGGACAAGGAAUCGGCCAUCCAGGGAAGCAGGAAGAUCGAACACACUGACGAGCUCACGUGUUUGGACAAAGCAGCGACACAAACAGCUCCUGAGUUAGAAAACCGACCAAGUCCUUGGCGCUUAUGCACAGUCACUCAGGUCGAGGAAGUAAAGAUCUUUGUCCGGAUGCUACCAAUAUGGGCGAGCACGAUUGUCUUCUUCACGGUCUACUCGCAGAUGUCCACCUUCUUCGUGGAGCAGGGCCAGAGAAUGGAUCCCAAACUGGGUCCAAAGUUUAACAUCCCGGCAGCAUCGCUCACCGUCUUCGACACGCUCACCAUCAUCGUCUGCGUGCCACUCUACGACUGGUUCCUGGUGCCGCUGGUCCGAAAGUUCACGGGCCACCCGCAGGGAUUCACCCAGAUCCAGAGGAUGGGAAUCGGCCUCGUUCUCGCCACUGCUUCGAUGCUGGUAGCGGCGGUGGUGGAAGUGAAGAGGCUCCAGCUCGCGGCCGAGUUUGAUCUCCUGGACAACGUCACGGAUCCGGUCCCGAUGAGCAUUCUCUGGCAGAUACCGCAGUACUUCCUCAUCGGUGCCUCGGAAAUUUUCACGGCCAUUGGGCAGCUCGAGUUCUUCUACGAUCAGGCACCCGACGCGAUGAGGAGCUUGGCGAGCGCGCUGGCGCUCAGCACGACGGCGCUGGGGAACUACUUGAGCAGCUUCUUGGUGGCGGUGAUCUCCGCAACGAGUUCUUCCGGGAGUUCCGGGUGGAUCCCAAACAAUCUAAAUCGCGGCCACCUGGAUUACUUCUUUUUGGUGGUGGCGGCGCUCAGCGCUCUCAAUGGGCUCUUCUUCUGGGCAUGCUCGAGAGGCUAUCGAUACAAGAAAGUUACCGUGUAAAUAUUUUACAUUGGACUAAUGUAACUUCUCGAGAAGAUUUAAAUACUUCACUUUUAAUUUCAACUCAA
This is a messenger RNA of Selaginella moellendorffii, 1962 nucleotides long. RefSeq names its product protein NRT1/ PTR FAMILY 8.3. Bases 2 to 1894 code for a protein of 630 amino acids. Gene Ontology annotation, cellular component: membrane. NCBI's taxonomy places the organism in Eukaryota, Viridiplantae, Streptophyta, Lycopodiopsida, Selaginellales, Selaginellaceae. Gene Ontology annotation, biological process: oligopeptide transport; transmembrane transport. Gene Ontology annotation, molecular function: transmembrane transporter activity. The record is from RefSeq and is a predicted model, not a curated record. The transcript is spliced from 5 exons.